This is a messenger RNA of Neoarius graeffei (lesser salmon catfish), 5823 nucleotides long. RefSeq lists its product as uncharacterized. NCBI's taxonomy places the organism in Eukaryota, Metazoa, Chordata, Actinopteri, Siluriformes, Ariidae. Gene Ontology annotation, molecular function: GTP binding. The coding region runs from base 10 to 4560 and encodes 1516 amino acids. The record is from RefSeq and is a predicted model, not a curated record. The transcript is spliced from 7 exons.
UGUUACGAAAUGGCGUCGAGUAAAGGGUUUUUAUGCCCUAAGAGAUGUAAAAGCAUGCCGAUAUCUCCACCCACAAUGUCUGAAGUGAGAAUUGUGCUGCUGGGGGAAAAUGUUCUCCUGACCAGUAGAGUGGGAAACUUCAUCCUGGGCAGAUCUGCAUUUGAGACUGAACUUCAUCUUCCUUCAGUAAAGCUGCACAGUGAGAGAGCCAGUGGUCACGUGGAGGGAAGAACCGUCAUCAUCAUCAACACGCCUCAUCUCUAUAAUCCACAUCUCUCCCAGGAGGAACUGGCUCAGAGAGUAAAGGAGUGCAUUUCUCUCGCUCAUCCUGGACCUCAUGUGUUUCUGUUAGUGCUUCAGUCAGAAAAAUUCACACAUGAGCAACACGACAGAGUCAGAAGCAUAUUGGAAACUUACAGCCCACUGUCUCGGAAACGCUCAAUAGUGAUAACUACAGGUGAAGACCAUGGAUUCAUCAGUGAAUGUGAAUUUAGACACCACAGAAUUCAGAAUGUAUCUAAAUUCAAUAAACAUCAGGUCCUUCAGCUUUUGUGGAAAAUAGAUGCAGUGGUGAAGGAGACCGGGGGAAGUGCACUACAAGAGAAGAAACACUCAGGAACACCGAGAAGACAUCAGGAACAUUUAAGUGAAAAAACAGCAAAAACAGUAAAGGAACAACUGGAGGAGAGUAAAGUGUCUGAAGUGAGAAUUGUGCUGCUGGGGGAAAACGUUCUCCUGACCAACAGAGUGGGAAACUUCAUCCUGGGCAGAUCUGCAUUUGAGACUGAACUUCAUUUUCCUUCAGUAAAGCUGCACAGUGAGAGAGCCAGUGGUCACGUGGCGGAAAGAACCGUCAUCAUCAUCAACACGCCUCAUCUCUAUAAUCCACAUCUCUCCCAGGAGGAACUGACUCAGAGAGUAAAGGAGUGCAUUUCUCUCGCUCAUCCUGGACCUCAUGUGUUUCUGUUAGUGCUUCAGUCAGAAAAAUUCACGCAUGAGCAACACGACAGAGUCAGAAGCAUAUUGGAAACUUACAGCCCGCUGUCUCGGAAACGCUCAAUAGUGAUAACUACAGGUGAAGACCAUGGAUUCAUCAGUGAAUGUGAAUUUAGACACCACAGAAUUCAGAAUGUAUCUAAAUUCAAUAAACAUCAGGUCCUUCAGCUUUUGUGGGAAAUAUAUGCAGUGGUGAAUGAGACCGGGGGAAGUGCGCUACAAGAGAAGAAACACUCAGGAACACUGAGAAGACAUCAGGAACAUUUGAGUGAAAAAACAGUAAAGGAAAACCUGGAGGAGAGUAAAGUGUCUGAUCUGAGAAUUAUUCUGUUGGGAAAAAGUCUCGCCGACACCGGCAGUGUGGGAAACCGCAUCCUGGGCACAACUGCGUUUGAGACUGAAGGGUCUCGACAUUCAGUAUCAUUUCAGUGUGGGAGAGUUAGAGGACAUGUGAAGGGAAGAUCCCUCACCAUCGUCAAUGCACCUCAUCUUUUUCAACAAAGCCUCUCGAAUCAUCAGCUCACACAGUCUCUUAAAGAGUGUGUGUCUCUGUCGGCUCCUGGACCUCAUGUGAUCAUGCUAAUUGUACAGCCAGAAGAUUUCACUGAAGCAGACAAAAGAAGAGUGGAUCACAUUCUUUCAGAUCUGUCUGAGGAGGCUCAUAAUUACACCAUGGUGCUAACGACAAAGAACAUAGAAAUCGGCACCAGUGUAGCUCAAGAUCAGGAAACUGUCCUACAGGAGAUCAUUGCUGAAUGUAAUUACAGACAUUUAAAUUUCAGUGAAUGCAGCCAGGAUGCUCUUGUGAAGAAGAUGGAAGAGAUGGUCAAGGUGAAUAAAGGAAACCUUAUCUGUGAGGUAUAUGAAGAAGCCGACUCUGCAGUAGGCCAAAAACCAUCUGAGCAAUUCAGAGGUCAACUGGAAAAUCAAGAAACAGUAGGACUGGGAGAGCAUACUAAACCAAAAAAGCAAGGAAAGUCUGGUCCUGCAGGCAUUAAAUCUGCAUUUAAUAUAUUUAAAGGUGGAUUAAAUGUGAGAAAGAAGGAGCACAGUGAAUUAAAAGAGACUCCACAUUUGAACCUAGUGCUGCUGGGAAUGGAAGAAUUAACGGCCUCAGUGUCUGAAAUAUUAUUGGGUAAAAAGUCCUCACUGGUCCAGUCAGAGUCCAGCUCCGAGUGUGUGGUAAGGAAGGGAGAAGUGUGUGGACACCUGAUAACGCUGGUGGAGAUGCCCGCUCUCUACAACACUCGGCUCUCAGAACAGGAAGUGAUGCGUCUGACUCGACACUGUGUCUCUGUCUGUGAUCCUGGAGUCCAUGCUUUCUUUAUCAUGGUUCCUGGAGGUCUCAGUGAUGAAGAUAAAGCAGAAAUACAGAUGAUUCAGAGGGUCUUCAGCUCCAGCAUUAAUAACCAUGUCAUAUUCCUCAUCAACCAGCAGUCGCAGAAGGAACAGAUAGAUCAGACUCUUCAGUCUGUGAUAAAGACACAUGGAGGACGAUCUAGAUUCUACAGCAGCAAAACAAAAGCAGAUGAUCUGUUUAUCUGUGUUAAAGAUCUUCUUAAAAACAACAACAAUCGUCCGUACACGAUGGCCAUGUACAAUGAUGCCCAGGUUGAAACACAGCUGCGGUACAAAAGAGAAAUUGAAAAUCUGCAACAACAAGUGACUGAAUUCAAGACGAGGACUCAAACAGAAGAUUUAUCAAAAAGCCCUGAAGCUCUCAGAAUUGUGCUGUUGGGGAAGACAGGAGUUGGGAAGAGCGCAUCAGGAAACACCAUUCUGGGGAAAAACGUAUUUAAAGAAAUGAUGUCACUGCAGUCAGUUACCACUGCGUGUCAGAAAGAGACAGUAGAGCUCAGUGGGAGACGGAUUACUGUGAUCGACACUCCAGGACUGUUUGACACAAAUACUGAUAAUGAAGAAACCAAGAGAGAGAUUGUUAAAUGCAUAUCGAUGGCAGCACCUGGUCCUCACGUGUUCCUGCUGGUGCUGAGAAUCGGACAACGCUUCACACAGGAGGAGACAGAGGUAGUGAAAUUCAUUGAAAAGACUUUUGGUAUAAAAUCUAACACGUACACCAUCGUACUCUUCACCUGGGGUGAUCAACUUAAUGAACAGACAUUUGAACAGUAUAUGAAAAUUGCUGAGCCAGAAUUAAACAAACUUCUGUUAGCCUGUGGUAAACGAUAUCAGGUGUUCAACAACUGUGAUAAAUCCAGCAACACUCAGGUGUCAGAGCUCCUGGAUAAAAUCGACUUAAUGGUGAAGGUGAACGGAAGAGGCUACUACACUAAUCAGAUGUUCCAGGAGGUCGAGGAAGCUCUAGAAGAAGAAAAGGAGAGAAUACUGAAAGAGAGAGAGGAGCAGAUAGAGAGAGAGAAAGAAGAACUGAAGACCAAACAUGAAGCUGAAAUGGAGGACAUGAGGAGAGAGAUGCAGAAACAAAAAGAAAGACAAGAGGCAGAGGAGAGAAGACAAGAGGAAGAAUUUAAACAGAGAGAAGAGCAAAUAAAAAGAGAGAUGGAAAAAAGGGAACAACAGGUAAGACAGGACUUUCAGAAGAGAAGAGAAGACGAUGACAUGAAGAUGAAGGAAUGGAUGCAACAAAUAAACAGAGAGAGAGAGGAGAACAGGAAACAGUGGGAGAGAAAAAGACAGGAAGAUCAGAAACAGAGAGAUCAGGAGGAGGAGGAAAGGAGGAGGAAAGAACAAGAGUGGAAGGAGAAACAGAGAGCGGAGAAUGAGAAGUUUCAAAGAGAAAAAGAAGAGAUGAAAAUUCAUGAAGAAAAAGAAUUAAAGAAACUACAACAGGAGUAUGAACAGAAGGCAGCAGAAGAAGACAGGAGAAGAAGGGAUUUAGAAGAAAAGAUAAAGGAUGCAGAGGAAAGUAAAAAGAAGGAACUACAGGAUCUUCAGUUUUCUCAGCAACGAGAGUGGGAGCAGAGGAUGAGGGAGGAGGAGGAGAAGAGAAACAAACAGCAGGAGGUCUGGGAGGAAAGAAUUGCUGCUAUGGAGGAUGAAUGGCAUUCAGAUCAGAUUAGGAAGGAGAGUCAGUAUGAGCAGGAAAGACAGAAAGAAAUGGAGGAGAGAGAUUUAAGAGAGAAGGAAAGAAAAGAGAAAGAAGAACAAGAAAAGAAAAGAAGAGAAAAUGAUUUCAAUGAAAAGAUCAGAAAUAUGGAGGAACAGCUAAAGGCACAAAGAGAAAAAGAUGAGAGAGAAAGAAAGGAAAAGGAGGAAGAACUCAAAAAGGAAAUGGAGGAAAAACUACGGAAACAACAGGAAGAUUUCAGAAAGGAGAAAGAAGAAGAAGAAAGAAAACACAAGGAGGAGGAGGAGAGAAAUCUUGCCUUCAUUACAGAGCAACACAAGAAAGAACUGGAGACCCAGAAAGCACAGACAGAAGCAGCAGCCAGGAAACAGGCAGAGGAAGAAUUUAAAGCUCAACUUGAUGCAGAAGUUAAAGAGGCGAAGUGUAAAGGGUUUGCAGAGGGCCGUGCACACGUCGAGUCAGAAAGAACAACACCAGGCAGAGCUAUCGAUGGAUUUAUUAAUUAUUUCUACUAAAAUGAAGAACAAAAGGAAACUGAAUGAAAGCUUGUUUGAAAUUCAUUCAGACUUGAUGUUUUUUAAUCCACAUUUUUUAGUUAAUAUCAGUUUAUCAGUAGAUUAACAUGUGAUUUAUAUCAACAGCAUUAUGCUUUGUUUCAGGUCGGUUUGCCUCUAUUUUAAUUACAUUGUGGGUUUUUUGUAACAUAAAAUUAGAUUCUGUAUUUUUUAAUAUAAAUAUCUUAUUUCUGUUUCUGCGGUUACUGAUCUACUGGGGUUUAAAUCUGAAGCACAACGACACAGUUACCCUCCAUAUUCCUUUAUUUUACCUCCAAAUGGACCAUUAAUCAAUCAGAGAUGCACGACAUGGACAAAAGUCCCUGAAUAUAAUAUAUUUGUGUUUGUUGUGUGCAUUAAUAUGGAGUUCACGCACUCUUCACUGCUGUAACAGACCAAUUCACAGAUACCAACAUCACUAACAAGAAAUUCACAGCACAGAGAGAAACACAGAUUGUUACCACUGAUCGUGUAUAUCAGUGGAGAAAACGGAUAUUUAACUGCAAUUUGCAGAAAUGUUUGUAUUUAAAAGCAACCAGCUGAAUGCAUAAACAAAUAUUAUUUGGUUAUUAUACAACAUUUACAGAAGUGUAGUUGCUCUGCAGUGUGCUCCAUGUCCAUAGAACAACAAACUGCCUUUAAAUGCAGUGGAAGAGUUUUAUUACCUCGCCGGGGCGGAGUCCACCAGGGGGCGAGGCAUUGUUUUCAGUGGGGUUUGUUUGUAUGUUUCUUUGUUUUUUGUUAAUGAUACUACAGGAAAACAGCUGGACCAAUCCUCAUGGUACCCUCUAUACUGAAAUAUCUUAAAUGUCGACUCGCACAGUACUUUCAGCUCGGUUCUUGUUCUUGUUUGUCGCAGAUAAAAUAAUUGCAAAUUAUGUAUGUAAACAAAGUGCUGUAACCUUUGAAAUAAGCAUUUUUUCAUUGCUAUGCUUACUAUUAUUAUAAAUAUAAUUUUUGUUAUACAUUUUAAAAUUAUUCAUAUUCAAAUCUCCAAAUUUGAUAAUGUCAUCACAUUUAAAAUGUUGUUAUGAAUGAUUUAAUUCCUGGCCAUCUGAAAGACACACAGAGACACAUUAAUAAAGAGCCAGUAAUUAGAUGCAGGUGUUACAUGUUUAUUCCAUGUUCCCUGUUGGUUCAGCCUGACUCCUUGCUGUUAACAGCUGACGCUCAGCCACGCCCUCACUGCCACAAUCUCGUUAUAACUGUAUUCCAAAACUUUGG